Molecule: messenger RNA, 1599 nt
Organism: Aspergillus saccharolyticus JOP 1030-1
Lineage: Eukaryota; Fungi; Ascomycota; Eurotiomycetes; Eurotiales; Aspergillaceae
Gene: pmp47
Product: putative peroxisomal membrane protein Pmp47
Exons: 3
Coding region: 468-1445 (325 amino acids)
Cellular component (GO): peroxisomal membrane
Molecular function (GO): ADP transmembrane transporter activity; ATP transmembrane transporter activity; NAD transmembrane transporter activity
Source: RefSeq, a predicted model, not a curated record
UAGGAAUCGCCGCUAGCUUAGGGUCGACACUCUACUGAUGGUGGAUUAAUUGAUUUGACGGUAAACACGCUAUCGAUUCAUGAUGAGGGAGGGGGAAGUGGUCUGCAGCCGAGGCCCAAUUUCCGGCAAACGUCAUGAGCAUAAUUAUUUGCCCUUCCCAAGCCGAGUCAUUCUCGCGGCCGCCCUACAUAUAUCGAUGUCUCAGAAAUCGACUCUAAACCUAGACCUCUUCUGCCCUUCCCAUAGUCGGAUCUCGUGUCUCCUAUAUAAAAUUCGAGGCUUCGUACUUUGUCGCAACACCGCCCCUCCUUUUCUCGAUUACUGUGUCAAACAACAAGGUUUCGCUCCUUUACCCUCGUCUCCCUAUCUUUGUGGACAUCAUCACAACGCGUCGACUCGGAACUGAAUCCCCUUGCAUCGUACCAAUUAUACGUCAGUCAGGCACAGUGUGAAGACUUCAUUGCAAAAUGCCUCACUCUAGCAACCUUGAGGAAAAGAAGGAAGUGGCAGUCUCCGCUGCCAUACAGCAGAGUGAUAACAUAGCGCAUGCAUUGGCUGGCGCGGGAGGUGGCAUCCUCUCAAUGGUGUUGACCUAUCCGCUCAUCACUCUUUCAACAAGAGCCCAGGUUGAAUCCAAGCGGGCUCAUUCGACCAUUUAUGAUGCGAUUCGUCGCAUCGUUCAGAGGGAAGGAUUUGCCGGUCUAUACUCGGGCCUUGAGUCUGCACUUUUCGGCAUCAGUGUUACCAAUUUCGUCUACUAUUACUGGUAUGAAUGGACUCGUUCGGCUUUCGAAAAAGCGGCCAGAAAGGCAGGAAGCGCAUCUAAAAAACUCACGACCGUCGAGUCCAUGAUUGCUGGUGCUAUCGCAGGAAUUGCCACAGUCAUGAUCACCAAUCCGAUCUGGGUGGUAAACACUAGAAUGACGGCCCACAAGUCUGAUUCAGACCAGGAGUCAUUGCCCGGUGCUCCUUUCAGAAAGAGGCGUGCGUCAACGAUAGCUACUCUGAUGGACUUACUGCGCCGCGAGGGCCCCAAAGCUCUUUUUGCCGGCGUUCUGCCAGCUCUCGUACUGGUUAUCAACCCUAUCUUACAAUACACGAUUUUUGAGCAAUUGAAAAACAUUGUUGAGCAUCGCAGGCGUAUGACACCAAGAGAUGCGUUCUACUUGGGCGCGCUCGGUAAGAUACUCGCUACUUCGAUAACUUAUCCUUAUAUCACAGUCAAGAGCCGCAUGCAUGUUGCAAGUAAUGAAGGCCCCAAAGAGAGCUUGAAUGGUAGCUUGAAGAGGAUCGUUCAGGAAGAAGGUUACGUUGGCUUAUAUAAAGGUAUUGGGCCCAAGGUAACGCAGAGUGCAAUUACUGCAGCAUUCUUAUUUGGAUUUAAGGACGUCUUAUACGAAGCUAUGGUUUCCAUCCGGAAGAGGGGUCGCGGGAUUUCAAAAUAGAGAUGGUGUGUUGCUUUUCGGAAGCAUUGGUCCUUAGGAGCGUCUGUAGGCGCGUUGUACAAUCACUACGGCUAUUGAGUAUUUGAUGAUCCCUGUAGUUUCUCUUAUUACCCUGCCAGCUUGUAUAUAUGUGGAACCUUGACCUGGCUUUGGA